Messenger RNA from Kickxella alabastrina, 1394 nucleotides. RefSeq lists its product as uncharacterized. The record is from RefSeq and is a predicted model, not a curated record. The transcript is spliced from 2 exons. The coding region runs from base 173 to 1285 and encodes 370 amino acids. NCBI's taxonomy places the organism in Eukaryota, Fungi, Kickxellomycota, Kickxellomycetes, Kickxellales, Kickxellaceae.
GUAAUAAGUUAAACUAACUAAAUAAAAGCCUGAAGUGUUUGGUGUGGAACUAAAAAAACAGCACUGUGUGGGCGGCGCUGUAAAGGUUUUGUUAACAUUUGAUGUGAGCCAGCAAUGUUAGGCAUGGAUAUCACGGGAAUAGUGACAAACUUGUUCGUGAUUAUCCUUGAAGAUGGGAAGAGAGAAUCCGUUAUUCUUAAACAAUGUCUUCUUCGUAUUUCUCUGCAAUCAAACCGGUCAAAUGUCCUGCCGAAAUCCUAACGUGAGUUUUCAAUAUAUUCAGCACCCCGAAAACGAGAAUUUCGAGGACUAUUCGAGCGGUUACCACGAAUUGGACGAAUAUGACAACGACGUAUACCACAGAGUGCAGACAAUCACAAAAACCAGCCUUGACAAUUUCAAAUACAGUGGCCUUGGGCAUUUUGUGACGGUGCUCGAGAUAUCAAUCAAAACAAACUUGGAGUUGUGGUCAACUACUUUUGACCUUUUCCAUGUCCUCAAAUCUAAGUUGAGCAGUUUCCCCAACAUCAAGAGCAUCAUCAUCAUCUUUUUCGAGCGCUGGAGACUCCAGCACCAUUACCACAGCCACUACCGCAGCUACUACAGAUCCGACAGCAGUGGGCAGUUGAUUGAAUAUGAACCCACUUCAUCGGAUUAUGAUAUGUUUGUAUGUUGCAGGAAGUGGUACCAUGAAAUACCUCCCAAAGUUUCUGCCCUGGACAUUACCUUGCCGCGCUAUAAGUGCGCUGGAGUCAUUUUUAGCAACCAGUUGCUUGGUGUGUAUGACAAACAGCUGAUAUUUCUAAAGUACAAUCUGAUGUUUGCCUUUCCGGAGGGCAGUUCAUUCGACAAGUUUAUCACUCACAAUCUGACCACUCUAAGCCUGGAUUACAUAUUAGUCAAUUAUGCCUGGAAUCAGUAUUUCGAGGGCGAAUAUUCAGGUCAAAUAGACUUUGCCAAGCUGCACAACUUUUCCCUACUGUACACUUGGGUCGAAUUAGUGGCCGGCGGCGUGCCUUUGGCUCCAAUAUUUUUAACUACACUCUCAUUCAGUUUCCCUAAGCUUAAGUAUCCGGAUGUCAAGUACCCCUCGCAUGCUCUCAGGCUGUUGGAGGCGGCAACACUUCCGCCCUGUUUGCAGCAUCUCGGCGUUAUAGGAACACUGGUGGAGAUUGUUGCAUUUGACUGGACCCGCUUCAAGAAGAUCGGUGACUUAUCUGUGGUUGUGAUACAAGGAAUUGCGGCUUGUCUCCGGCGAUUGAUUGAUGAAUCAAUCGCUAGUUAAUUCCCUACUUGGAUAUGCAGGAAUUCAUAUGCACAUAAAUACUAAUGAAUAUGAACAGUGGAGACUGCUCAUACCUUAGCUUUCUUUUAGUUCAUUUUGUUUAAUAUAU